Molecule: messenger RNA, 3773 nt
Organism: Micropterus salmoides (largemouth bass)
Lineage: Eukaryota; Metazoa; Chordata; Actinopteri; Centrarchiformes; Centrarchidae
Product: keratin, type I cytoskeletal 13-like
Exons: 7
Coding region: 2153-3448 (431 amino acids)
Molecular function (GO): structural molecule activity
Source: RefSeq, a predicted model, not a curated record
UUUUUCUGUCCAUACAACCAAGUUCCAAAUGACAAAACAUUGAAAUAUUGAUAAAAACAGGAGUAUUAUCAACAUUCCUGUCACCAAAAGCACUCCCAUGCUUUACAGGCCCACAGUGAUUGGGAGGGGGGCAUCAAUCGAUCCGGCUUGAGUAGACCUUUCAUUUGAUACCCUGCAUGUCUAUAUAUCUCCAACGGAUCGGCCACAAAAUGGCAAAAAACACCAUGUGUUCUCAAGCGGCAUGUUUCCUCUCUGCAGAAAAGACGACAGCAGGCAGGCAGCUUGCAGGUAUUGCGCAAUAAUCAAGAUGACGCCCGCUUAGACUCGGAGCAACAACACUGGCGGAUUUCGGAGUUAAAACGGCGAAAAAAAAAAAAGUAAUAUAGUAUCAGUAAUAUCGCCCAGAGCACCAUUGCCCAGGUACCUGGGGCGUCUGUUUUCAAAUGUUCUGUUUGAGUCACAAUGAACGAAUGAAUUCAUGGAGUCCAGUGAUACCUACAAAUAUCAAAAAUAUGUUUUUAAAAACAUACCUAUGACUGAGGGACUGCUACAACAUUAAUGUGAUGAACAAAUGAAUGCAUCAGUGUUUAUAAUCCAAUACCAUAUUAUUCUGACAUGGGCCAUAAUGAGUACUUUUACUUACUGGUACUUUAAGUAUAAUUUUAUGCCACUACUUACUACUUAAGUAUAUUUUUGUUGUUUUUUGCAAAAUCACUAAAAGCAAAUUAGAAACAGUGAAGAUGGGUUCUUAUUACAGGACCUUGUGGCUCUUUAUUAUUUUACCAACAUUGUUGGUUUCACCUUCAAAAAAUUCAUCAUACGUUUUGGCCUCAGUGGGAAAAUAAGUGAGUUUUCCUUCUCAGAUUGUUGUAGACCUGAAUGUUUAAGCAUAUUUUAUCAGUAUUUCAGGGAGUAAAAACGGUUUUACCCCGGGGGCCCAUAACAGUUCACUGUGGCCCUUCCCAAUAGAAUCCUGUUUCUCCACUGAGACUUAUGCAGAAUUUGAUGGGUGUGUGUGAACAGCGCCGCCCCGUACGACAUGACCCCUCCUUACAUUAAGUUGUGUCCUUUGUUAUUUACUGUUUAUGCUGUUUCACAUUCUGCUGAUCAAUGAGCUGCUUUCACUUAAAGAGGAGAGGAAUAAAAGUUACUCUGAGGGAAAAUUUAUUGUUGUAUUUGGUUAUUUUUUGAUGAAUUGACGGUUGUGAACUGCUCAGGUUUCACUUAUAUGUUGAAUCUCUGUUCUGUAAUGAGCUUUAAUGUUUUUACAUCAUGUUUAUACAGUCUAUAAUCGAUUGUAAAUGUUAAAUGCAACUAAUGACAUCAAAUAUUUCUUUCCUUUUUAAUUGUUCAGGUUAGACCUGAGAAGGAAUUAUAGAAACAUUUAAAUUCAUUUUUAUAUAUAACGUUGUCAUACUGAUGAUAUUUACUGGAUAAAUACAGAAAGUUUUAGACAGAAACUGUAAAUUAUUGCGUGGUAUUUUUUGUGAAAUUUUAUUUCACUUUUUGUGUACUGUGUGCUCUUGUUCUUCUUGAUCCCUAAGGGUACAACAUUUAUUCAAAAUAAUAAUUUGAUAAGUGAGAAUCACUUUAUGUAACCUUAUGUAAAAAAACAUUGCUAUUUUCUUGUGAAACAGUGGACAGUUUCAAGUCUUUGUGCCAAUUAUAUGUAUUAAUUAUUACAUGUUGAGAAGGAAAAAUCACUCUUCAUUACACUUUAAGUGUUCACAGCAUAGAGUAAUAUUAGAGUUUUGAUCAGCCUAAUUUGUUCAGUUGUGGGGUCACAAAUCAGAAAAAUAUGUUUAAAAAGAAGGAAGAGCAGCUGUCAGAGUGAGAAGACUAUGUCACCAAAACGCUCACUUUUCUGCUAACUUUCAGCUUUGUGAAGCUUUUAAAUAGUUUAUUUAGCUGAAGUAGCAGCAGAGGACUGACAGGACCAGACCACCAGAUACAAAGAGUUUUGGGCCCCUGAGAUCCCAGCUGUUAAAACCCACCCAACCUGCUGGAGCCCACCUGCAGCUCAGGCCUGUUUGGCAUCCCAACCUGACCUACCACACCACCCCCCCAACCUCAUUUUGAGGCAUAAAAGCAGGCGACAUCCCAGCAGCUCUUCACUCUCUGCUCAGAGCCGACGACCAGCCGACCCUCAGCCAUGACCUCCUUCUCCAGCCGCAGCAGCUACAUGUCCUCCCCCGUGAGGAGCUCCGUCAUUAUGGCCCCCUCCAUGUUCUCCUCCUCCUGUAUGGGUAGCAUGAGGGCCGGCAGCGUGUACGGAGGAGCCGGAGGAUCUGGAGUCCGUAUCUCCAAGGCCUCAUUCUCCUCCUCCAGUGCUGGCGGUGCCUUCAAGCUGAGCGACACCAUGGACGUCUCUGUCAGCGAGAAGGCCACCAUGCAGAACCUCAACACCCGCCUGGCCACCUACCUGGAGAAGGUGCGCAGCCUGGAGAAGGCCAACGCCGAGCUGGAGCUGAAGAUCAGAAAGUUCCUGGAGAGCAAAGCUGCGCCGGAGGCUCACAACUUCAGCAGCUUCAACGUCCAGAUCAAAGACCUGCAGGACCAGAUCCAGUCCGCUGCUCGUGGAAAUACCGCCCUUGUCCUCACCAUUGACAACGCCAACUUGGCCAGGGACGACUUCAAAGUCAAGUUCGAGAACGAGCUGAUCAUGCGUCAGUCAGUGGAGGCCGACAUUUGUGGCCUGAGGAAGGUCUUGGACCAGAUGACUCUGAGCCGGGCUAACCUGGAGAUACAGGUGGAGAGUAUGACGGAGGAGCUUAUCUUCCUCAAGAAGAACCACCAGGAGGAGCUGCUGGCGAUGCGAGCUCAGAUGGGCGGUCAGGUGAACGUGGAGGUGGAUGCGGCUCCAGCAGAGGACCUCAAUAAGGUCAUAGAGGAGGUCAGGAAGCACUACGAAGCCACUGUUGCCAAAAGCCGCAAAGAACUGGAGGCGUGGUUCAAUGCAAAGACAGAAGACCUUCACAAAGAAGUCGCUAUCAGCACAGAAACCCUCCAGUGGUCCAAAUCCGAGACCACACAGCUCAGCCGAACGCUGCAGAGCCUGGAGAUCGAGCUGCAGUCCCAGCUCAGCAUGAAAGCGUCGUUGGAGGCCACCCUGAAUGAGACUCAGAACCGGUACACCAUGCAGCUGACGGGUUACCAGAACCAGGUGACCAUGCUGGAGGAUCAGCUGACGCAGCUGAAGGCCGAGCUGGAGAGGCAGUCCCAGGAGUACCAGAUGCUGCUGGACAUCAAGACCAGGCUGGAGAUGGAGAUCGCCGAGUACAGGAGGCUGCUGGAUGGAGAGGCCAGCGGCAGCUUGACCAUCUCAUCCUCAUCCUCCACUUCCUCCUCCACCAUCACCACCACACAGAAAAUAAUUACCAUCGUCGAGGAGGUGGUGGAUGGAAAGGUGGUGAGCUCCUCCCAGGAGACCAUCAAUCAGACUCUGUGAUCACCAGCAGGGGGCACUCUUAACAGGAAAAAAAACACAUAAAAGUCUCCUGAGGUUUUUCAAACUAAAACGCUGUCUGCUGUGUCUUCUGUGUUUGAAGUUGCACUUCCUCUAAUGGCCACUGGCUGCUGCUGCUGGACUGAACGGUUAUGAGGUGCAGGAUUAAGUUACAGUUACGAAUUCAUAUUUUCAAAAUGAUUCUUUCAUGAAAUUAACACUAAUGUUUGGGGUUAAGAACUGGAACAAUAAAACAGAACAGAAUGGGUGCAUCCCAAGUUUCUUAAUUGCAUCCACGUUUCCCUCACUUGUGUCCCUACAAAGUGUC